This is a messenger RNA of Octopus bimaculoides (California two-spot octopus), 5661 nucleotides long. RefSeq names its product TATA-binding protein-associated factor 172. The record is from RefSeq and is a predicted model, not a curated record. NCBI's taxonomy places the organism in Eukaryota, Metazoa, Mollusca, Cephalopoda, Octopoda, Octopodidae. Gene Ontology annotation, molecular function: ATP binding; DNA binding; ATP hydrolysis activity.
AUGGAAGGCAAAGUCAACCUCAACACAGAGCCACAGUAUUAUAAUAUUAAAUUUCUAAAAUUAACCAAAGGUUUUCCGAAACAGAAUUACCAGUCACCCGGAAGCCUACUAUUUUCACAUUUUGACAUUAAUAAAGUUCUUCUGCAUGGUUCUUCAUUGCUGGGUUCUGAAGGCCAUGAAUAUGACCUUGAAGAGAGUGGCAUUGAUUUGGAUGAUAAAGAACGGUUGAUAAAACAAAGACAGCUUCUAAAUAAGCGCCUUGGUCUUGAUAUGGCUGGAACUCUUGGCAUUGAAACAGAUUCUAUUUUUAAUGAUGAAGAUCUGGCACAAAAUAAGAUGGAUACAAAUUCUAUGGAUAGAUGUAAAAAAUCUGUUGGUGAGUUAGUGAAACAGCAGUUAAUGUAUGUCACCAGUGGAAUGAGUGCCCGAGAAAGAAACAAAGCUCGACGGAAAGCGAGGAAUUUAGCCAAACAAAGGUCAAAAGAAGCGCAACAAGGUGAGUCAGCUUCUAAUGACAGUGAGCCAAAUCUGAAGAAAGUAAAACUUAGUCUGAAUGAAAAAUUAGAAGAAGAUAGAUUAAUUAUUGAUGUAGCUGUACCAAACUCAUCAGUAGAAGAUUGUGAAGAAUGGCCAUUUGAAUCAUUUUGUGAAGUUUUAAUGAAUGAUCUGUUUCAUAAUGCUUGGGAAAUUAGGCAUGGAGCUGCAACAGGUCUUCGUGAAGUUGUAAAACUCCAUGGAAGAGGGGCUGGUCGAGCCACUGAUACACCUGUUGACCAGAUGGUAAUAAUGAACCAAACUUGGCUCUGUGAUCUUGGUCUUCGUCUGUUGUGUGUUUUGGCAUUGGAUCGAUUUGGGGACUUUGUUGCUGAUGAGGUUGUGGCACCAGUCAGGGAAACUUGUGCACAAACUCUUGGAGUUGUUAUUAAUUUGCUUGACUCUGAUGGUGUGCACAGUGUUGUUUCUGCUUUGUUGGCUCUUUUGGCACAGUCCCAGUGGGAAGUGCGACAUGGAGGACUCCUUGGGCUAAAAUAUCUGUUAGCUGUCAGGAAGAACAUGACAAAUGAACUAUUACCCAAAAUUCUGCCAUGUAUCCUUGAGGGUUUAAAAGAUGAUGACGAUGAUGUAAGAGCAGUUGCAGCUACAGCGCUUGUGCCAGUCUGCAAUGAAUUAGUCAAACUUUUACCAAAUGAGGUUCCUAAAAUUAUAGGAAUGCUGUGGGAGAUAUUGCUAGACUUAGAUGAUCUAACUGCAUCUACCAACAGUAUUAUGACCUUACUCUCAACAUUAUUAUGCUACCCUGAAGGAGAAGAAUCUACUCAAUGCUCUGAGCAUUCAUUAGUGGAAUUGGUGCCCAGACUUUGGCCAUUUCUUCGUCACAAUAUUGCAUCUGUACGGAAAGCAUCAUUGAAAACAUUUCACACGUUACUAAAUUUGGAACAGAAUCAUCCAAAGAACUGGCUUUUGCCACUGUUGUCUGCUUCUCUACGGCACAUCUUCCAACGAGCUCUUCUUGAAUCCAAUCCUGAGAUUUUGACACUUGUUGAAAAAGUUUGGGGUCAGAUAUUGCGGCAAGCACCUUUAGAAAAUUUAACUGAAGCUUCUGUAGUUUGGUUAGGAGUUUGGUUUUGCCUUCUUAUGCAACCUGCAAAAAUUCCUUUUGAUCCAUCUUAUAUACUUGAAGCAAAACACAGAGGAAGAGAUCAACAGCUUCUGAAAAAUCCACUUCGUCAGCUAAAUGAAAAUUGCACAAGUUUUAAUACUGAAACUAGUACGAAACGAAAAGAUUUCCUGGGUGGUAGUGAUAGUUAUAAUGAGUCUUCACUUGAAGAUGAUAUCUAUAUUACUAGAUCAAGAAUGAUUGGAGCCAAAUUGUUAGGAAAGUUAUGUACAUUCCUUACUGCAGUGGAACCAGAUGAUUCAGACCCAUCAAAAUCUCUUGAUCCCAUAUGCAAGUUAAUGAUAUUUCAUCUUACUUCUAAUUCUGCUCUGCAGAGGUUUGUUGUCGCACAGAUAAUCUAUGCUUGGGGCUGUGAAAAUAAGUACCCAUCAUGCACAGACGAUCUAAAACAGCGAAUUCACACCUGUCUAAAUGAAGCUAUUUAUUUUGAUGAAAUCGCUGUAUCCUUCACACGAAUGCAGACAGAAUGUCGUGAUUUUAUUGCUGGUCUUAAGCAGCAAGGUUUAAAUGUAGAGGAACACUUUCCACCAAGUGUCAUACUGACAUUUGAGCAGGCAUAUGCUUUAACAUCAACAGCCUUUGAUAAUUUGAAAACCAACCUGAAACCUAAGUCAUUGCAAACAUUUGAGGAGAGACGUUCACAGUUACAAAUAUGUAUUUCACAAACAGCACAAGAACAGCAAACUUACAGUGUUCGUGUUCAGUGCAGUCUUGCAAUGGCUGCUAUUAUGCAAAACAUCCUGCCUGAGAAGUUAAACCCUGUAAUCCGGCCUCUAAUGGAUUGUAUAAAGAAAGAAGAAAAUCGAGAUAUUCAAAUGUGUGCUGCAAAUUGUUUAGCAAGGCUUUUGAAAAUGUGUUUAUCUCGAACUCCUAACCCAAGUGAUAAAGUGAUAAAAAACCUUUGUACAUUCCUGUGUUCAGAUUCAUCAAUAACACCUACUAUCAAAUUAGCACUCAAAGACUCAGAUGAUCAAAAUAACGAGGUUGGCUGUACUGAAUUUUCUGGUAUUCUUACAUUAACAAACCAACAGAAAACUCCAGAGAAAAACUACAAGAAUUGUCAACAGGCUUCAGCUGCUUCUAAUGCCUCAGUUGAUCUUAAUACAAAUGAAAAUGAAGUAAAUGAGAAGUUUUUAGCUAUUCAACGUGUAGGAUCUGAAUGUGCAUUAAGUACCAUAGCCCGUUUGUUUCAAGAUGAUUUACCCACUGAGGUUCCUGCUCUUUGGUCUAAUGUUACCUUGAAUUUGAAUGAUGACAAAAUCAAAGAAGCUAAUAGUGGUAAACUAUCAGAAACAGAAUUACAAGAAAUUAUUAACAGUUUGCAAGUUUUGGAAUGUGUAGCUAAUGCACUUAGUAAAUCUCUCUUAUCUCAAGUCCUAGAAUUGCUUCCUGAUUUAAGUGGAUAUCUACAGAACUGCUACACCAGUAUCCGUCACUUGGCUUGUCGUGUUGUUGGUACUCUUGCUCAACUAGAUACCCUUUUUGUCAUGACACACAUCAUUGAAGUUGUGUUGCCUUACCUUGGUGCCUCAGAUAAUCUCACGCAACGACAAGGGGCAUGUGAAGUUCUAGCCAAUGUUAUCGAUCGUCUUGGAGUAAAUAUAAUUCCCUUUAUUGUACUACUUGUGGUACCUAUCUUGGGUCGAAUGUGUGACCAGAAUGAAGCUGUUCGACUCAUGGCUACUCAUUGUUUUGCAACCCUCAUUUGUUUGCUACCUCUUGAGGCAGGCCUUUCUGACAACCCCAAAAUGAAAACAUCUUUAGUACAACAGAAAGAACGAGAACGCAAAUUCUUAGAGCAGUUAUUAGACAACUCAAAGAUUGAAAAUUAUGUUGUAUCUGUUCCAAUUACUGCUGAACUUCGUAAAUACCAACAGGAUGGCGUUAAUUGGCUGGGGUUUCUGAACAAAUAUAAAUUACAUGGUAUUCUGUGUGAUGAUAUGGGUCUUGGAAAAACAUUGCAAUCUAUAUGUAUAUUGUCCUGUGAUCAUAAUAGACGACUUGAAGAAUUUAAGAAAACUGGUAGCCCUGAUUGUGCCCAAUUACCUUCAAUAGUAGUUUGUCCUCCAACUUUGACAGGUCAUUGGAUAUAUGAAAUAGAGAAAUUCAUAACUUCCAAAUAUUUGAAUCCUCUUCACUACACUGGACCACCUGGUGAAAGAGUAAGAUUACAAAAACUUGUAAAAAGACAUAACCUUGUAGUAGUGUCUUAUGACAUUGUCAGGAAUGAUAUAGACUUUUUCGGGUCAAUUCAUUGGAAUUACUGCAUUCUUGAUGAAGGUCACAUGAUCAAGAAUGGUAAAACCAAGCUGUCCAAAGCAGUGAAACAGCUAUGUUGCAACCACCGGCUUAUUCUGUCAGGAACACCAAUUCAAAAUAAUGUGCUUGACUUGUGGUCUCUUUUUGAUUUUCUCAUGCCUGGCUUUUUGGGUACAGAAAAACAAUUUCAAGCACGUUAUGGAAAACCAAUUUUACAAAGUAGAGAUGCAAAGAGCACAUCUAAGGAACAAGAAGCAGGAGCUUUAGCAAUGGAAUCUCUUCACCGGCAGGUAUUACCAUUUAUAUUACGCAGAUUAAAGGAUGAUGUGUUACAAGACUUACCUCCCAAAAUUAUGCAGGACUAUUAUUGUGAUUUAAGCCCAUUACAGGUAAAACUGUAUGAAGACUUUACACGUUCCCAUGCCAAAAAGAAUGUUGAAAAAAGCGUGUAUUCUUUGGACGAAGAAUCAACAAAUAAUACAAAAUUAACUUCAAAUAAUACUUCAACACAAUCACAGAAAUCUAACCAAGGUACAACUCACAUCUUCCAGGCUUUACAGUAUUUGCGAAAAGUAUGCAACCAUCCUGCAUUAGUUUUAUCUUCACAGCAUCCCAAAUAUAAUGAGAUUAUAGAACAGCUUUCAGCACAACAAUCAUCUUUACAGGAUAUUCAACAUGCACCAAAAUUGACAGCUUUGAAACAACUUCUUUAUGACUGUGGUAUUGGAGUGACUAGUGGUGGGAAUUUAUCUUCAACAGCACCUGUUGUCAACCAGCAUCGGGUACUACUGUUUUGUCAGUUAAAAAGUAUGUUAAAUAUUGUUGAGAAUGAUCUUUUAAAAGCUCAUAUGCCAAAUGUGACUUAUCUACGGUUAGAUGGUAGCAUUCCAGCUGGUUCUCGACACAGCAUAGUGAAUAGGUUCAACAAUGAUCCUUCAAUAGAUAUACUCUUGUUAACAACACAUGUAGGUGGGCUUGGCCUUAAUCUCACAGGAGCUGAUACUGUUGUCUUUGUGGAACAUGAUUGGAAUCCAAUGAAAGACUUACAGGCAAUGGACAGAGCACACAGAAUUGGCCAGAAAAAAGUUGUUAAUGUUUAUCGGUUAAUUACUAGAGGAACUCUUGAAGAGAAAAUUAUGGGAUUGCAGAAGUUCAAGAUGACAAUAGCUAAUACAGUGAUCAGCCAGGACAAUUCAACAUUGCGAACAAUGGGCACAGAUCAACUCUUAGAUUUAUUUAUUUUGGAUGUCAAUCAAAGAGACCCUGACAAAGUUAAUUCUAAAGACUUAAAAAAUAAGAAGCAUGUUAACCAGCAAGAAAGUAUUCGUUCCAUAUUAGACAGUCUUGGAGACUUGUGGGAUGAGAAACAGUAUGAAUCUGAGUACAACUUAGACACCUUUUUAAAGUCUCUUAAUACAUGAAUAUCUUAAGUUAAAAGUAUAUAUUUUUGAGAUCUGUAUUUAGAAAGUAAAUUUCAAGAAAUUCAAUCUUAAUUUCUUCACCACUCUCUCCCUCUCCCUUUCUCAUUCACACACCAACAUACACACACAAGCAAACACAUACAGAGAAAAGAAGCAAGAUUUUCUAUGAAUUAAAGAGUUUGUUGUAAGAUAUUAUUUUUUAAAAAAAAAUAUACCGUUGAAAUGAAAUUUUGUAAAUUAUUUUUCAUUGCAUUGUACUUCCAUUAUUUAUUUUAUUUUAAAGGAGAUUUUUAAAAUAUUUAA